Siniperca chuatsi (mandarin fish) is the source of this 4009-nucleotide messenger RNA. RefSeq names its product abhydrolase domain containing 17B, depalmitoylase (gene abhd17b). The transcript is spliced from 4 exons. Gene Ontology annotation, molecular function: palmitoyl-(protein) hydrolase activity. NCBI's taxonomy places the organism in Eukaryota, Metazoa, Chordata, Actinopteri, Centrarchiformes, Sinipercidae. Gene Ontology annotation, biological process: protein depalmitoylation. The coding region runs from base 676 to 1542 and encodes 288 amino acids. The record is from RefSeq and is a predicted model, not a curated record. Gene Ontology annotation, cellular component: endosome membrane; plasma membrane.
ACAUUAGGUCACCACUCUGCAGCGUCGACAGAUCCGCCCAUACAUUUCCACACAUUGUACCAUUGGUGGGCACGUUUCAUCAACCUCUUUGCUAUUGGUCCAUAAAGCUGUCAACCACGUCCUCUCCUUUCCUCACUAGACAAGAUCACUAGCAGAGUGAUAUUCACAAAGAAGGCGGCGAUGAUUUCGAGCCAAGUGAUACUGCUGUGAAGUGUUCGGCGAACCACUACGGGCGUGUGACAACAAUUUAGUUGAUUUUAGACCUUUAUCGAAUUUACCCAUGUCGCUGUUGAGUUGUAUUGACUUGAACGUUUUGAAUGAAUCGAUCUCGUUAUCAUUCAGGGCCAUAUGUUGAGAAAAUCGAGCGGAGGAAAAAGAAACGACAGUUUCGGAGGCUGUCUGGACCGGAGGACGAAGCGGCAAGCUAAUAGUAACUCACACAGCUGAGGUGCCAAGAGGGAUAUAUACACGCUCAAAGUGACAUCGCUAACAAACAGGGCACGGAACAGGAUAAUCUUGCCGAGGAUAACCUUGUCAAUCUCCUGGCGUCGAGAAGAAGAUAAAUUAGUUUGCUUGGUGCGAAGAUAACACCUGACUACGCUGGCCAAUACUGUCAGCUCAAAAUAGAAAGAAAAACAAAACAAGCGUCCAGCUGCCGUUCAGUGUUUUUUGAGGAUGAACCACUUAUCCCUCAGCGAGCUAUGUUGCCUGUUCUGCUGUCCACCAUGCCCCAGCAAGAUCGCCUCUAAGCUGGCCUUCCUACCCCCAGAGCCCACCUACAGCCUCAUGUGUGAUGAGAGUGGCAGCCGAUGGACGCUGCACCUCUCUGAGCGUGCCGACUGGCAGUACUCGUCUCGUGAGAAAGACGCCAUUGAGUGUUUCAUGACACGCACCUCAAGAGGGAACCGCAUUGCCUGCAUGUUUGUCCGCUGCUCACCUAAUGCCCGGUACACUCUAUUAUUCUCCCAUGGAAACGCAGUGGACUUGGGCCAGAUGAGCAGCUUCUACAUUGGCCUGGGUUCACGCAUCAACUGCAAUGUCUUCUCCUACGACUACUCGGGUUACGGGGCCAGUUCUGGAAAACCCUCGGAGAAGAACCUGUACGCCGAUGUAGAUGCUGCCUGGCAGGCACUCCGGUCACGGUAUGGCAUCCGGCCAGAGAACGUGAUCGUGUACGGCCAGAGCAUUGGCACCGUGCCCUCAGUGGACCUGGCUUCUCGCUAUGAGAGCGCUGCAGUCAUCCUCCACUCCCCGCUCACCUCUGGCAUGAGAGUGGCCUUCCCCGACACGAAGAAGACCUACUGCUUUGACGCCUUCCCAAACAUCGACAAGAUUUCGAAGGUAACGUCACCAGUACUGGUGAUCCACGGUACGGAGGACGAGGUCAUCGACUUCUCCCAUGGCCUGGCGCUGUAUGAGCGCUGUCAGCGCCCCGUGGAGCCGCUCUGGGUGGAGGGGGCUGGACACAAUGACGUGGAGCUCUACGGACAAUACCUGGAGAGACUCAAACAGUUCGUUGCACAUGAGCUGGUCAACUUGUAGAGGAGCUAUAAAAAAAACCAAAAGGGUGGAGAGGGAGGUAGAGAAGAAAGCAAAAGUUUUCUGAAGAGGUUGGUUGAUGGAGAAGGGGUACAACUUUUUCUAUUUUUUCUUUUUUUUUUUGUGAAGUGAUGCAGGUAGAAGUGGUGUUUGUCUGUGUAGUACUGAAGUUUUGGUGGCAGUCCUCUCUUUAAUUAAUAAGCGCCUCUCCCCCUUGGAGCACUAGUUUUCCCGGGCCCAGAGCCUGUCAGUACCGUCCGCUCCACAUGCUGCAGCUGUGAACUUAAAAGUAACCAUCAUUUUUGUUUUGCUUUUUAGAUUUUCUUUUUAUCAUGUUGAAAAUUGCACAUCGUGAAAGUGUGUGAAUGAAAGAGGAAGUGGACAUGUGCACAAACAUACCAUGUGUUCAUGCAGUAUACGAGUGUGUGUGUGUGUGUGUGUGUGUGUGUCACAUUUCUGCUGCCUUUUGAGAAAGACAUGGUCCACGGUUCUUAAUGGAGACGUCUGGUCAGCUCUUGAGGCUUUUGAGGUUCUAAGAAACAGCCUUGCAACAAACUGGACAAGAAGUGUACCAGACUCUUCCUUAUCUAACUGAACUCCAUCUGACUUUGAAGUCAGGUUUGGUCCUACACACUGCAGUCACCAUGACUCUUUUUUUGGAUUACUGUUUUAUUAUAUUUUUUUAUAUUAUACAUGAUAUUUGCACGUAUCAGCUGUCACUGAAGAACUGUACAAGACGAACUGACAUAUCUAGCUGUGCCAGUGUUGCCAAAUGUUUAGUAUAAUAUAUUGUAGAGACUUAGACAAAGAACUUUGUACAAAUAACAUCUAGAAACAUCUCCCAAGCUCUCAUAGCUGUAUUCAGUCUCUACUUCUCUGUUUAGUCCUAAAAUGGUACAAUUUAAUAAAAUCUACAAGAAUAUGAUGCCAGCCACUUAAAAGGUUGGGGCUAUAUAUCAUUGACCAAUAAAGUGUGGGUUAUUUCCUCACACUGUCUUUGAGAACAUUUCCACAGUUGUUACAUCUGAGUUUACCUCUAAGUAUUGUCACUGUAGGAUCAGUAUCACUACGCUGUAGUCGACAAACGUGACCUUUUUUAGAGAGAAAUAAAAUGCUGCAGUUUUGUGGACAAAAUAUCUGACCCCUCUUUAGAAAUAAGAAGUAUUUGCCUUGAUAUAGUAACUAUUAUGAAGCCCAGUGUUGACAAGUCUGUCUUUGGGGCUGAAGAUAUCAAGUUAAAUAAUGUAUGUAGUUAUUAUUACAGAUCUCUUAUGUACCUGAAGCCGAUAUUUCUUGAUGUAUCUAUUUUUUUUAUAUGAUAAAAAUUUAACUACUGUGGCAGCAGCUAACGGUCUGAUCUGAUCAAGACUUAUACUACUAAUGCCAAUCAGGACUGAAUGGUGAACGUUAUUAACACAGCUGAUGUCGACUCACUUUCAGUUCAGGAAGUUGUUUAAAAAAUGAAAAUGUUGUAUUUUAAGUUAUUGAGAAGCAUUUACUUCAGAACAUUUGAGCUGAAAAAUGAGUGGACUCCAACCUUUUUGUUACUCACUCAAUAUGUGUACUGGGACAAUGGUUUAUGUCAGCUUAAGUGGCUCAGCAUUAAAGGUCUCCAUCAUGGACAGAAUGUUUAGCUUUUGUUUGUGUCUAAACUUUAUCUUUUUGUCUGCAUGGUAUUUUUGAAUCCAUUGUCUGUUGAUUUGCCCUUUAAUGCUGAGUGAGGCAAAACAUAAUUAUCCAGCCAAUGACUCCAUUAAGGCACUGUCAGAGCCCUGAAAAGUGCUACUGCAUGCCACAGAUGGCUAGUUUCUGUUGUGUUUUUGGCCUGUAUAACAAACACAGAACUACAUAAGAAAUCUUCAUGAGUCAUUUUCGUAUGGGUAUUUUUAAUACCUGUAUUACACUUGAGCCUUUGUUCACAAAAGGGGUCACAUACUCUUGGUAAGUGACAAUUAACCAAUAAGUCAAUGGGUGCUACUGUAAACCUUCAGGUCUGAUUACUUACAGGUUGAGAGGAAGCAAAGAUAGCUUGAUGUUUGUCAGAUUGACCAUGAUCCAGAUCAGGAUUGGUAACUGUUUGGGUCUGUUGGAACUGUAAUGAAAAGUUGUUGUUUUUUUUCACAACUCAUUUGUCUUAUAAACAAGGUUAUGCUUUCUUUCAUUCUCACUUUGUAAAUAAUAUUUGUACUGGACAUGUUGCCAUUUGUCUUUUUCUUUCACACGCUUUUAUCAUCUGUCAACUGUAGUUCUUCUCUAACUCUUGAUAUGACAACUAUUAGACCAUGGUAGGCCAUCAUUGUGGCUUUUCAGAUGACCUUUGUACUGGUCACUUUGACUAAUGUCAUCUCUGAUUUGAUUAGAUUAAUUUUGUAUAGCAUAUUUCAAUACAAAAGGAACUUAUAUGUAAUAACAAUAUUAAUAUAGUAAUUCUAACAUGGAUAGAGAAAAUAAAAUGGUAUUUGAGAAGCAA